UAUGAUAAAACAGUUUAUUGAGACUGAUGAAUGAAAUGAAAGGGAGUUUAACGUCCUACUGUUCUGCUCCUAACUAGGCUAAUGAAGACGGGCAAACGCCAUACAGUGUGCUAUGAGGGAAAUUUUGCCCGGACAAGGAUCUAUUACGUGCAUGCCAAUGUGUACACGGGACCUCGGUUAGUUUGAUAAGACAGGUGUGGUCGCCACCGCCUGGACGAUCGAGUAAUAUAGAUAAGCGAAAGUUAUAUUCAUUUCCAGCGAAAGUGAAAGUGAAAGUAGACUAUUCUCUGUACCAGUAGAGAUCCUCGGUAACGUUCAUAGUAUUUAUAUUGAACAUUUAUACAAUUUAGUGUAAAAUAUUAUUCUGUGUCGGGAUGAUAUAGACUGAAAGUAGAGGAUAUAAACACCAUACAGCCAGCAGUGUGAGAACGAAAUGAAGUCAUGCUUUUUACAGCUAUCAACAAGGUGAUCAUUUAUGGGGAUAGACUUGAAUAUCCUGUCUGUGUUAAAUGUUUGUAUGGUGUGGAAGGGGGUGGAUCUUGUCAUUAGUUGUAAUGGACAAUAACUUGAUAAAUAUUCUGUCUUAGCUUAUUUUAAUAAAACAUAAUGGCUGAACAGACAGAUCGUGAAGUAUGCAGUAUUUGUUUAAAUGACUUUCAUGAACCUAAAAUUAUCGACUGUCAACAUUCUUUCUGCUACAACUGUCUAGAAGAUUACGUUCACAGAACAUCAACUAAUGGCCAGUUUCUUUGUCCAGUUUGUCGGCAGAAUAUUAUUGUUCCUUUAGGUGGUGUGAAUGAAUUUUCAUCUAAGCAGCAAAUGGAGAAUGCCUCAACUCUACAGAUUCAACAAUGUGAUGUGUGCUUAAAUAUUCAAGCAACAUGUCGAUGUCGCGACUGUCAACAACAUUUAUGUGAGUCAUGUAAAUCAACGCAUGAUAAGUUGGCUGUUUGUAAAGGACACGUCGUUGUCAAGAUAGAUGGAAUUUCCGAACAAGGAUUAAAGGAAAUUACCACUGAGAAACCAGUUUCUGAUUUGAAAGAAGAUAUAUCUGAGAAUUCAAGAGGCGCACCCGUACACCCCGCCGAUUUCUGUCCAAAUCACCCGAAAAAGAAAACAAAAACCUACUGUAAAGAUUGUUUGGUGGCGGUCUGCUUUAAAUGCUUUCUCAAGGACCACAACGGACAUACCUAUCUGGAUCUACAAGAAGAUGAUGUGCGAGAACAAAUCAGAGACGAACUAAAAACAUUAAAAGUAGAAAUAGAAGAACAUAUCAACAAACUUCAAAAUCAUUCUACAUCUUUACAAAGUAAAUUAUCUGAAGUGGAAGAAGCAGCCAAAUCGGCUUGUGAGAAUGUUGAUACGCAUGUCAGAAACAUUUGUGAUAAAGUUCACGAAAUGGGAGAAAACGUAAAAGAAGAAAUCCAGAAAACCUACAGCGAUGAAAAUGAAAAAUUCACAAAGCUGAUGACAGACAUUAAAACCCUGACUGAAGAUUUGGAAUCUGGUGUCAAACUUUCCACCAGUAUUUUAGAAGAUACCUCAAUUGUUCAAGUUUUGGAGAGAUUGCCAAACGUGCGCCAGGAAGCGGACCAAUGUCGUUCCAGAAAGUUUAAUAUCCCGGAUGUAAUGUAUCCAUUGUUUACAGAAACGGAGAUAAAUGAGACAGUUCUACGAGAACAACUUGGUAAAGUAGAUGUAGAUACAAGUAUACACCAUGAAACAAGAUUUAUUAAUACAUUUAAUAUUAAUCAGUUCAAAUCUGGUAAUGAUUUAUAUAGUUCUGUUACAACAUUUCAUGGUUUACCGUGGUGUGUCUCUGCAGAGAAAAUGUUGCCUUACGAAUCAAGAAAACCUGAAAUGUUGGGUGUUUAUCUAUGUUUAAAUAAAACAGGUCAAAUUUCAGAUAUUUUAUCAUGUCAAGUUGAUUUCUCACUGGAACUGAUCAACCAUACAGAUGAAAAUAAAUCGAUGACAAGACACGGUAAACGUAGUUUAAAAUACUUUCAAGAUAGCCCAGGGCGGGGAUGUAACAAUCUUAUUACCUGGGACAUAUUAACAAACCAAGGCAAUGGUUUUCUAGAUUCCGACAACAACUUCAACAUACAAGUUAUAUUGAAACUAAUGGAUGUUAAAAAGAGACAAACGUUGUUGAAAUAUAAAUAAUUAUAAAUCUACUGUUUAAACAUACAUUAUGCAAGAGCUAAAUCUGUCUAUUGCAGGUCUUUCUUUAGGCCUGAAAUGUUUUCUAAAUUAUUAAUUAGACAUUAAUUAACUUAUCCAGGCCAUAAUCAAUUCCAGAUGGCAUCGGAUUUCUCCGAUAUUAAACAGAUUAGAACAGUUCAGCGAUAUUUUGAUUUAAGCUAAAAAUGGAGGAGCAAGACGUAGCUUCAAACAACCAGUGGGGUGGUUGAAAUAAUUGCACACGUCAUGUCAAACCUUCAAAGGCUCGCAAUAGGGUCAUUUGAAUGAAUUUUUCUAUAUAUUCAUUUUACAUCAUCUAUUUUCGAACUAUUAUAGCACGAAUGUCCAGUUCUUUAUCUAUAUCUUACAUAAUGUAUCUUUAAUUAGCAGAAAUAUAAU
Messenger RNA from Patella vulgata (common limpet), 2583 nucleotides. Its product is annotated as E3 ubiquitin-protein ligase TRIM33-like. The transcript has a single exon. Bases 607 to 2166 code for a protein of 519 amino acids. Gene Ontology annotation, molecular function: zinc ion binding; protein binding. NCBI's taxonomy places the organism in Eukaryota, Metazoa, Mollusca, Gastropoda, Patellidae. The record is from RefSeq and is a predicted model, not a curated record.